This is a messenger RNA of Lactuca saligna, 456 nucleotides long. Lineage: Eukaryota; Viridiplantae; Streptophyta; Magnoliopsida; Asterales; Asteraceae. The record is from the annotation of a GenBank genome assembly.
AUGGAAGUAGAUGAAGUCUUUCAGGUUGAAGAACGGUUUGAGUCACCCUUUACUGUAACUCAUGUGGAAAGAUUGUGCCUAGCCUCAACUAUAAAUACGUAUGAGCAAAUAUCUGAUGAAGAGAAUGAGAGAAUUGAGGAGGAAGACGAAGAAAUGGAAGAUUUUGAAGACGGAGGUGAAGAAAACGAGUUUUAUUAUUCAGAAGAAGAAUUUGAACAUGAAUAUGAUGGGGACAAAUGUUGCAGUGCCAACACUUCUUCUAGCAGUGUGGGGCAUAGGAGUGGGGGAGGGUUAUCCCCUAAUUCUACAGACGAGCCACAUUUCAGGACAUCACUCAUUUUGAUCGAUAUGCUGAUAGUGACAGGAGUCGCAGACUCCAACAGUCAGGGUGCCAUCAAUGAACAAACCGACAUGGCUAAUCCUUUAGUAGACUUGGCUGGGAUUCUUCACCAUUAG